AUGCAUAGUCAACGCGAUAAGAUUCAAAUACCUCCACAGGUUUCUAACCAAAUUGAUCGUGAAAAGACACUAUCGAAUCAAAAUGAACGUGAUAAGCCAUCCAAGCCUUCAACUUCACAACAAGCAUCAUAUCCACAGGAAUUGGUGAAAAGUCCUACCCAUUAUACUUCCCCUCAAAAUGAAAGAGAACUAACGCCAACACGUGACAUCGGUAAUAAGAAUGAUUCUGUCAGAUCUUCAAGAGCAGAAUCCGAGUCCAGCGAAUCGGUUGAAUUUGAACAAAAUAAAAAAUCGAGUAAAAAGAGUUCGCCCGAAGACAAAUCAAAAUCAUCCCGUCCCAAUUCGAGAAACACAUUGGGCAAUAGGUUUAUCGUAUACGAACCAAAAGUUUCUCAAGAAUCUGAAGGAAUUAUUAAACAAGAGGGAACCUUAACUGGUAAAAGAGGUCGUAAAUCUAAAAAUACGAGUACUGCCCGUCCUUCUAAAAAAGCUAAAAAUAAGAAAAAUGUCAAUGAGAAAAUUGAGAAAGAAACAACUACGACGACAAAUCAAGAAGAACAAGUCACAGAGAUAACGAACGGUAAUCCAAAAAUUUCUACGGAUAAGGAUUCAAAAAAGGUAUCGGAAAAAUCUUCUAAAAAUUCAUCAGAAAAUUCUGAGAAUACAAAUUUGAAUUCGAAAGUAGAAGAAGCAGCUAUCGAAGAGACGAAAGAGAGUUAA
This is a messenger RNA of Funneliformis geosporum, 720 nucleotides long. The record is from the annotation of a GenBank genome assembly. NCBI's taxonomy places the organism in Eukaryota, Fungi, Glomeromycota, Glomeromycetes, Glomerales, Glomeraceae.